GCUUUAUUACGCAAAUCACACGACGAAUACACUACACCGACACGUUUCGAUUCGAAGUACGCGAAGUAUAUAGAAGUGCGACGGUGCCGUGCACAGAACACGGCAAUUACCUAUCGGAAAACUUUUAUUUAUCGCAAAUAUAAUUAUUUAGUGCACAAUGGCUGGACAAGUCCCUCAGAACGGGCGAAGAACUGCUGACGAGUUACCGAUUCCAUUGGUAAUGAAGGGAAAACUGCGCGCUCAAUUCCCAAUCCCCGACUCGCCGACCCCAUCGCAAGCAUCGACUGUAUCCUCAACUCGAGGGUAUCACUACACGAACGGCGGGUAUGAUCAUCACAACGAGUCGUUCCCAGGAGUGGGGCAUGAUUAUGAGGACAUUUCGCACCUACAAGUGCCGCCGACCGGGUCCAGAAAGCAUGCUAACCCGGUAUACGAAUCGACCAAAUCGCCAGUUCAUAUGGCGGUGAAAAGAAUUAGACAAGAUACAGAGAGAUCUGACGCGUCUACGCUUUCAUCCGAUAGCUGGAACCCCUACCCCAAGGAUUCUAAGCGUAACACCAUUCUACUAGCUUUUAUUGGCUUGCUAUCGCUGAUAGCUUGCGCCGGAGUGGCUUUAAUGGCGGCUGGCGUCUUUCCUUCGAGCUGUACAUGUUCUUCAGUCUCUAGAGGUGUCAACUCCCCGAUGUCUUCGAUGUCAAUCGAACCUUUGAUCGCGAGGAUACAACUAUUAGAACGCAACCUGACAAAACUGGGGUCGGUUACCAACAACAAGGCGUCUCAUAAAGCAGAAGAAAAGAUUCGACAACUCGAGAUCAAAUUAAAGGCGAUGGAGAUGAGACUGAAGCAAACUUCCGAAAAUGUAAUGACAAACUUAACAAAAGUGCGAAAGACUGUAUCCGAUGAAGUGGAAGAACUGCGAGAAAAACAAACUCAAGUGAACUCUGUAUUGACGUCACUAACGGCUAACGACAAGAGCCAAUCACAAAACAUCGGCAAUCUAAAGACUCAGAGCGAGGCCAUUGCUGUCGAUGUGCAGUUCCUUAGAGAGAACCAAACCACUUUGGAGUUGAAGCUUCAAACAGUGGCUGACGAAGAUUUGAGAAUUUCCUCAGAAGUGAAGGCUCUUGGAGGAAAGAAUGCAGGACUAGCGGCUAAGGUUUCUGAGUUAAAGGUGGCAGAAAGUAAUCUUACGAAGGCUGUACAGAGUCUGAAGGACACGGAUGCGACUUUGAAAAACGUGCUGGACAUAAUGAACACGACACUCUCUAGAAAGUUGAGCGACCUCGCUAGCAAGCCGCCACCAACAGGCGUGAUGCCCACACCGGGGAGUGGGCCUGGCACAAGUUUUGACCAGUGUGUGUUCAAGACAGAUUUAUCUAAGGGCAGUAGUGGGGACACCUUUGAAAUGAGCGCGUUUAUUAAAGAGGAAACGAACAAGGUAGUUAUUGGCGCUUCGUGUUCCAUGGAUGGUCCUGACGAAAACAUCCUUAUCAGGGAUAUUGGGCCUGACGGGAAAUUGACGUAUCAGUGCAAGUGCAGAGGCGAGUCUUCCAGUGCCAAACAGCGAGGCCUGCAAAGGUCAGCCUGCUACAUCACUGGAUGGGUCUGUCCCCGUUCCUGAUGGAGUAAAAGUGUUUAACAGUAACGGAUACUAGGAACUCUUGUACACAUGUACCUUCCCGGCUAUAUUAGUAGUUUUAGUAAAAACUACGGCAACGAAGACGGGACGAUAAAAACAAUGGAAAACCAGCACUUUGGAAUGUGUUCCCUGUCUGGUAUAUUUUAGCCUUUUCCCCCAAACUAUAAACGUAGAAACACCAUGUUUUAGGUUUCUUUUAUCAUUUUUUUUAGUAUAAACACUAGUUAUCUUUAUAGAAUUUAGUUAAGAGUUGCGCAUUUUCUCGGUCGCGUCUUCCGAUCCGUUGUCCCUCUUUGCGGAUACGUUACUGUUCUACUUAUCCUCUCGGACCCAGGACACCACGGUCGUUACAAAGAGCGAGUCUCCUGUUUCUUCUGCGUCGCCGUCACUGUCUUGUACAUACUGUAUGAAUAUUUCUAGUAUAGUUGGGGAAUGAAUCGAGGUUAUUAGUAUUAUGAAUUUCGAACCGUGCACAUCAUUUUUAUUAUAUAUAUUUUUUGGCUGUUAAUAUAACGCUUUCAAUGCUGUAUAUAUAUUGAUCACGGUGAAAUGUAAGUUUUGAUUGAAUGAAAUUACGAUAUAUUUUAGCGUAUAUUGUAGUAAGUAUUUUUAAUUAUACAAGUAAGGUAUAAGUGCCUACACGAUUGGCAGUCCUAGGCUUUAAUUAAGUUUUAUUAUACAAAUUUUCAAUGGAUUUUCCAUUCACGUAAAUAUGCGUGUAUCCUCUUUGAGGAAAAUAUACCAAAAAAAAAGGUAAUAUUUUAGGAUAUUUAGUAGAUGGAGCUACAUCUUUGUUUGAUUGGCUUGUGUUAUUUAAAAUGCUGGACGUGUUGCUACUAAGCGGGUUUUUAAUAUGCUAUUUAAAAUUGCUAAUAAUUCUAUUUUAAAUUCAAUGACAAAAUAUAUAAUAUAAUGGUGAGAGAGUGAAAUGAUUAUAUAUAGCUAGUAGCCUGUGUUAUGUACAAUGCUGGACGUGAUGCUACUAAGCGGGUUUUUAAUAUGCUAUUUAAAAUUGCUAAUAAUUCUAUUUUAAAUACAAUGACAAAAUAUAUAAUAUAAUGGUAAGAGAGUGAAAUGAUUAUAUAUAGCUAGUAGCCUGUGUUAUGUACAAUGCUGGACGUGAUGCUACUAAGCGGGUUUUUAAUAUGCUAUUUAAAAUUUUGAAUAAGGCUUAAGCUACGGGCAAUGUUAGUGAAUGGAUUGAUUGUAUUUUUUAAAUAGUGCUAGAUUCCUUUUAUGACACUUACAAAUGUUUCCAAUUGAGAGAAAUAGGGUAAAAACAAGCUGUAAAACAUUUUUAAGCACAUCUUUAUAAAGGAGACCCAGUUAACUGGUAUCCAGCUGUGAUAGAAUAGAGAUUGAUAUCUGAGCACGGGCACUACCUGCUGGCCAGAUGUACUGUGGGCGCACGAAAUGCACUUAACUUUAAAAAAGGACAUUUUUAGACUUUGAUGGUUAAUAGAAUAAUGUUAGUUAAAAACGACACUGUCCUUUGUAAAAUGUGUGUAGUAAUAAAGUGUAGAUAUACCAUG
Nematostella vectensis (starlet sea anemone) is the source of this 3171-nucleotide messenger RNA. RefSeq lists its product as uncharacterized. The transcript is spliced from 7 exons. The coding region runs from base 158 to 1621 and encodes 487 amino acids. Lineage: Eukaryota; Metazoa; Cnidaria; Anthozoa; Actiniaria; Edwardsiidae. The record is from RefSeq and is a predicted model, not a curated record.